AUGUGCUUUCUAUAUAUAGGUGCCUUUGUGCGCCAUCAGAUCGACCGUCCGGUCCCUGUCCAGUCCUUGAUCAAGUGUCGUAUGCAGGACAACUUGGAGUUUCUGCAGUGGAUAAAAAGACAUUGGGACCAGUACUAUCCUGGCGGUGAAUACGAUGCCGUUGCGCGACGAAAGGGAUCCGGAGCGCCUCCACCUGCUGCCGGGGGAGCUCGUUCAGGAACUUCUUCGGCCACAGGCACCCGACGAGGCACAACGCCUACGAGCGCCGCUGGCAGAGCGCGAGUUGGUGGUGCAAACAACCUGGCCCUGACCCAAGAACUGAAUGCACAAAAGGAGGCCAUCGCCGGCCUCGAGAAGGAGCGCGAUUUCUACUUUGCGAAGCUGAGAGACAUUGAACUUUUGCUCCAGCAAGCCGUUGAGGCUGAUCCAGAAUUGGAAAAGGGAGAUGACUCGUUGGUUAAGCAUAUCCAAGCCAUCCUGUACUCUACAGAGGUAUUACCCCUAUCCAUGUCUUAA
This is a messenger RNA of Trichophyton verrucosum HKI 0517, 516 nucleotides long. RefSeq lists its product as uncharacterized. The coding region runs from base 1 to 516 and encodes 171 amino acids. NCBI's taxonomy places the organism in Eukaryota, Fungi, Ascomycota, Eurotiomycetes, Onygenales, Arthrodermataceae. The record is from RefSeq and is a predicted model, not a curated record. Gene Ontology annotation, molecular function: microtubule plus-end binding. Gene Ontology annotation, cellular component: microtubule plus-end; spindle midzone; microtubule organizing center. The transcript has a single exon. Gene Ontology annotation, biological process: spindle assembly; protein localization to microtubule plus-end; regulation of microtubule polymerization or depolymerization.